UCUAACUGACUAGUGUAUUCAGUCACGUGGGUCAACGAAGGUCAGGUCUAUGUAAAUAACAUUAACAGAAAAUUUAUAUCGCAUUUAAACAAGUUGUAAUGAUAAGGGUUAUUUCGUAUGAAAACGAAGUAAUAAAACACCUUUUAUAAAUAACUUUUUCUGGAGAAACUGACAAGGUGUACUCAAAGCAUCUAUUUAUGGACCAGUUAAAUCCAUAUGCUAUUGAAGUUAAUUAUCAGAAUUUGCUACAAAAUGAUGAUGAAUUUCCUGAUUCCCUGCUUGACAUCAUUACCCAGUCCUUGCCUGAUUUCAGUGAUCAUGAUGUUGAUCAGCUGACUGAAGACAUUAGCUUAUGCUUUCCAGCUCAGCAUUUAACAACAGAGGCAGACCCUGAGUUACACAGCAUUUGUGAUGCAACAAGCUUAUCAACUGCUGCAUGCUCUUCAAGUAUUUCACAUAAGUCAGAUAUAGUAGGUGUUCACCAGAUGCCACCACUUAAGCACCAGGAAUCUUCCCACUUUAGAAUCUCCAACAUGUUACCUGAGCCAGACUACUUCAACCUACUGUGUGGACCCUCAGAGGAGUCAAAUCAAUGUUUGUCUACAUUUACUGAUAUACAACCUGAGAACAAACAGAUCAGUACAGUUACAGAUGAGACUAGAGAACCAAUUUUUAAUAUCUUCCAACAUCACAAUUACACUUACCACAGUUGGAAGAACUUGACUGACUGUGGGUCUUGUAAUUUGUCAUUAAUAUUAACUUCUGGUCAAAGCAAGCUACCUACAUCUAAAUCAUUUAGUGUUGUAUCCAAUAAGGAUUUUCCAGAUAUUGAAGUAGACGAAUAUGUUGAUGUUGUUACAGUAGAUGAUGAUAACAGAAGUGAGCACUUGGCUGAACUCAUAAAUGAAAACUAUUCUGCAGCCCGCUGUAUCCCAAUCACAGAAGUUUGGCUCAGCAAACAUUCACUUCAUUGGAAUACUUUCAAAAGCAUAUCUGUCCAAGUUGAACAGAAUAGUUCAGAAAGUUACAAAAGUAUUGAAAUGUCUAAAAACUACAAAUCAGAUUCAUCAGCCUCGAUUCUAAUUGAUACAAUGAACUCAUCAGCAUUGAACAAGAAUAUUACCACACACACUAUACCACAAGUUGCUACUUCAAAGGAGACAUCAAUCAAAGGUUCUUCAUCAAGUUGGCCUCAGCCAAAAUCUUUGUUAUCUACUGUAAUAGAAAUUGGAGGUUCAUGUUAUGAAAGCCAGCCUUCCAUAAACUACUUGAACACUGUAAAUCGAGAUUUUGGGUGCUUUCCUCAAAAUAGUCUUUCAAAAAUUCCAGACUAUUUAAUUCAGUUUUCUAUUUCUAAACCCUAUAGCCAGUCUCUUGCAAAUCUUUGUUCCAAAACUUCAGUACAGACUUUCCACCAAAGAUCUGUUAAAGGAAAUGAAGAUGAUCUUACACUGCAAGUUGAAACAACUGAGCUAUAUGACAAAAUACCUAGAUACCUAAAAGAUGUGUUAAAAAAACAUUCUUCCAUAAGUACCUGUCGGAAAACAAGUGGGACUUCACUGUUGAAGCGUGAGUAUAUGAAGGAAGGACCACAAGGGAAGAAAGUAAAAGACAUUGUGCAGCUUACAUGAGAGAAAGUUCCAAGUGUAGAAAGAAAUCAGUUGCUUAUAAUUCAGUUUUUAAAUCAACAUCAUGGUCUAGUGGGAAAUGCAAUAUAAGGGAUUCUAGUUCUUCUUCAAAGUUAGAAACUAAUUUUAAAUCAUCUGGUUCUUCAACUACCAAAAUUAGCAGAUUAAUGAGUUGCAAUUGGUGUCAUAAUAGCAGAAAAAAAUGUCACUCUUCAUCUUGUGAUAGAUCCAAAAUGGUUUAUUUAUCAAGACCUCACUCUCAAAAUCAAGCUGACUCCAGGAAUUAUGGAAGGUCUAGAUUUCAUUCUCAAUGUAACUAUCAAAUUAGUAGGUCACCACUAAGCAACAGAAGCAAAACAGGUCUCCAGAGGAAAAGAUUGAAGAAGGUUUUAGAAGUUAAAAAGUGUCAAACUAUCUACGUUGGAAAAAUUCCAGACAACACUACUCGCACUGAUCUCCGUAAGAGGUUCACUAAGUUUGGUCAUAUCAAGGAGGUGAGCGUGCACCUUAGAGACCAUGGAGAUAACUAUGGAGUUGUCACCUUUUACAAAAAAUGUGAUGCCUAUAAAGCUGUGAAAUAUGGGAAUGAUGACAUUUCAUAUCCAAAUGCUGAUCUUUGCUUUAGAGGCCGUCAUCAGCUUUCUUAAGAGCAGCUAUACAGAUUUGGAUGCUGCAGAACUGAAGGACCUCCUUGAAACAAUCAUUCCAGAAUAUGAGCAUCAUUAAACAUAUCCAUUGAGUUUCACUGAAAGUUACAGUGAAGACUUUUAGAAAUGUAAAAGUACUUUUGUACUGACAAUAGAGUUUAUUACAAUUAUUAUUGAAAAAGAAAGAAUUAUAAUUUGAAUGCAUAGUGGAGUUAUUUUGCAACUGAUAUAUAACCUCUUAAUAUAAGUGUACAGUUGUGCAUAUUAUUACCAACAACUGGUAUUGGUAGAUUAGUUUUAUAGCUUUUGAUGUUCAAAUGAUUAUUUAUCACUCUGGCUAAUUCAAAACAAAGAUUGUACUGAAGUUGUACUACAUCCUAGUAGAUUAAUACUUACCAAACAAAAUAUUGUAAACUUUUUCCUCCCAACGUUUUUUUAUUACUAAGUUGCCCUACAGUGAAAACAAAGAUGAUUUCCACAAGGGAUUAUCUAGCACAAAAUUGUGAUAUAAAACUAUGAUCGUGUAUUGCUACUGAGAUAAGAAUUAUCAUAACUGUAUUUUAUACAUGGCACAUUCAAAAUUCCAAUAGCUAUCUAAGAACUAAUUUAACUACUUGACCUGACACACACCAUGUGAGUUUGUGUGUUUUGUGUACAAGUGUGUAUUCAUUCUAGACCUAUUUUAGUAAACUUGUGCUUUUACAAUUAUUCAUCAAUAUAUAAAGAUGCACACACCCUGAUAAUAAAAGUAGAUUAACAACUAAAAACUAGAACUACAGAAGUCCAGUUGCACCUUAUAAUAAUGAUAUUCAAAAUUUUCUGUUCUUCAACAAAUUUACUCCAUUAUUAAUCAUGUUCAAUUUUCUGACUUUAUUAUGCAUUAUUUAUUAUUUUGUGUGCUAUUGCCUAAUUUUUAUGUUUUUAUUUUAAUAAAUUUCAGUAAAGAAUUGCAUGGUCAUUCUUAGGCCACACAACUUGACUUUCCAAAACUCCUCUACUCUGUAUGGACACUGGCUUCUGUAUGCACAUAAGUUCACUUGAGCUGUAUCAAAGAAUUUGAUAAUAUUAUCAUGAUAACCCUUUACGGACCAAAGCAGUGUCCUUAAUAAUCUAAAUUCAUUUCUGUUUUUACCAUGAAAAUACUGAAGAAAGCUGUGUGAAACUUGUUACAAACUUUUUAUAUAGUGUGUAAUUUCUUCAGGACAAAAUUUACUGAAUUUGAUUUAGUACUUGCAUUUUUUUCUUAGAUUGUGAAAUACUUUUACUUUAUAAAAACAAAAAUACUUCCUUUAGUCUAAGACUUUUUUUCUUCCUUAUUCUUGAUCAGAAAGCUUCAUUUUAUAUAUCAAAUCAAUUUUGAUUUGCUUGGUUUUUCAUUACUGUAUUUUUCUUGAUACUUUACUUGACAAUUGGAGUUGGUUCCCCUGGUGUAAAUUAUACAAAUAAUGGUUUGACUGACAAUGAUUUACUGGUAAAUAAUGACCUCAGUUUCCAACAAGGUGACAACAUUACCUUUGUCAAACAUGGCAGAAUGCCAACAACAUUUUUGUUUGAGAUCUAUUUGUAUCUAAUAUUUAUAGUUUAUUUUCAAUAAGUUCUUGUAUUUGUAUGCAUUGUUUAACACAAUUAACUUAACAAUGUAUUAAAAAAAGGAUUUGUAUCAUCAGAAUA
This is a messenger RNA of Limulus polyphemus (Atlantic horseshoe crab), 3946 nucleotides long. RefSeq lists its product as uncharacterized. Lineage: Eukaryota; Metazoa; Arthropoda; Merostomata; Xiphosura; Limulidae. Bases 198 to 1631 code for a protein of 477 amino acids. The transcript is spliced from 11 exons. The record is from RefSeq and is a predicted model, not a curated record.